This is a messenger RNA of Nylanderia fulva, 2646 nucleotides long. Lineage: Eukaryota; Metazoa; Arthropoda; Insecta; Hymenoptera; Formicidae. The record is from RefSeq and is a predicted model, not a curated record.
AGUCGCGCACAGUGUUGCAUUCGAAAAAGAUUCCCUCUUUUCUAGAUAUUUAAACGUCAAAAGAGUGAAGUGUCAUCCAUAAACAAUGGGUAAUACGGAGAGCAAUGUUACGAGCGGCGUGAAGAAGCAAACGGAUACGUCGUCCAUCAUGCUUUAUAAAUUAGUCGAUUUAAAAGUGGUGGUUGUGUUUGUUGAUAUGAUGAAAAGAGCCACUCAAACAAAGCAGUUUGCGGAAUUAGAUCAUGCAAUUAGAACGAAAGUCGAACCUUUUUUGUACAACAAAGGAAAGGGCAAAUGGAUACCUAUAGAUAAAUUGGUCCUCUUACGAAAUAAAGAUCGCUCGCGACACAAAAUGCUACCACCGUUAAAAACUAUGGAAAAUCCAGCGGAUUACGAUAUAGAUAAAGAUAUGGGCGAUGAAGAAGUUGAUGAACUAAGAUAUAAAAGCAAAUAUAGAUUAGUGUGUUGGAAUUUGAGUGAUAGAGGUGCCGUUGGCGAAACUAUUUUGCAUUUAUGUAUGCUAAAUGCUACUGCCCUCCACGCUGAUUUAGCAAAAAGACUGCUACGUUUUCUAUCCGAAGCUAUACAUGAUAUUUAUCUAUGCGAUGAAUAUUACGGAGAAAAUGUGUUACAUAUUGCUAUUGUGAACGAGGAUCCGUCGAUGGUGAUCCUUCUCGACAGCGGUGCGGACGAUCCGAUGAUUAUUCACGAGAGAUGCUUCGGUAAUUUUAUGUGCCCGGAGGAUCAGAAAGCAUCGCGAUUUGAUAGUCAAGAGCACGAGUGGGUGUGCGUUACACCGGAAACCAAUUAUGACGGAUACGUUUAUUGGGGAGAAUAUCCCUUGAGCUUUGCUGCAUGCCUUGGUCAAGAAGAAUGCUACAGACUUAUUCUCGCCAGAGGCGCGGAUCCUGAUAAGCAGGACACAAAUGGGAACACGGUUUUGCAUAUGCUGGUGAUAUACGAAAAAUUGACUACGUUCGACAUGGCUUAUGAAGUUGGAGCUUCUCUAGACAUAAGAAACAUCCAACAUCUGACUCCGUUGACUCUGUCAGCAAAGUUGGCUAGGGUAGAAAUGUUCUUUCACAUUCUGAACAUCGAGAGAGAAAUAUAUUGGCAGAUCGGUAGCAUAACUUGUGCAGCCUAUCCUUUAUCACAAAUAGAUACGAUUGAUGUUGAUACGGGAACGAUCAACAACAACUCUGCUUUAAAUUUGGUUGUUUUUGGCGAUAAAGAUGAACAUUUAGAAUUAAUGGAUGGCGUCCUAGUUGAUCUUCUAAACGCCAAGUGGAACACUUUUGUUAAAUUUCGAUUCUACCGUCAAUUCAUUCUCUUCUACUUCUACUUUGUGCUGUCGCUGAUUAGUUUCACCCUUCGCCCUGGCCCGCAAUCAGACGAAAACGCGAAUGAUACAUUGACGAGCAACUUUAAUAUGACAUCGAUGGAAUCCGCGAUUCUCAAAUCGCUCCAAAGUUCGGAUCUGUCAGAAUUGAAUAUUUUUAUGGGAAGCUUUUUUAUUUUUCAUGACAAUAUUAUAUGCUUGGACAGGUGGGACUAUCUUAUGGAGGAAUGCAGGCUGAUGCAGUUGACAACAAUGAGCGCGAAGAUUCGUUUGGCUGGGGAAGUUGUCAUGUUUGUUGCAGCAGUGCUCUAUAUCUUGGCUGCGUUGCGAGAGGCGAGAUUUUUAGGUCUUAACAUGUUCUUUGAAAAUCUCAUGACGGCGCCGUCACGCGUCAUGUUUCUGUUCUCAUGCUGCAUCUUACUGUCAUUUCCGUUUCUGAGAUUUUCCUGCUCGGAUGAGGUCGAAGACAAGCUGGCAGUCGUGGUGAUGCUUACCACGGGACCAUAUUUUUUAUUCUUCUGCCGAGGCUUUAAGACAGUCGGCCCGUUUGUCGUCAUGAUUUACAGAAUGAUUAUGGGCGAUCUCAUCAGAUUCGUCUCUAUCUACCUUGUCUUCGUAAUGGGAUUCUCCCAAGCGUAUUAUAUCAUAUUUUUGUCGUUCGACAAUCCGAACACUCCGGAAGGUGUUGACGAUUCGAUAUCGAAUCCAAUGCCAACGCCGAUGGAAAGCGUUAUGGCGAUGUUUCUGAUGAGCAUGACGAAUUUUGGCGAUUACUUUGGCGCGUUUGACAGAACCGAGCAUGAAUUCGAAGCCAAGCUGCUGUUUGUGUUAUAUAUGGCGAUCGUGGCAAUCCUGCUCGUAAACAUGUUAAUUGCUAUGAUGGGCAACACUUACCAGAAGAUCGCUGAAACCAGGAAUGAGUGGCAACGACAAUGGGCGCGUAUCGUCUUGGUCGUGGAGAGAGGUGUAAGUCCAGCUGAAAGAUUAAAAAAAUUGAUGGAUUAUUCUCAGCCCAUGUCAGAUGGUCGUAAAGCAUUGGUUCUUCGAUUAAAUCAAUCUGAAGAAGACAAGGAAGAAAUGAAAGAGAUACUUGAGAUGAAAACAACCCACAAUAAAUUAAUAAAGAAAAGACAAGACAGAAUAGCAAAGGAGAAAGGCCUAUCUGAAACGGAAGCUAUUAUUACUAGGAAAUAAAAUUAAUUAAGAAGUAUUUCAUUUAGUCUUAAUUAAUUAUUGCGUAUUGUACUCUUAUUACAAGUUAAUUACUUAAUUUAAUUUUUGGCUAUAUCAGAGAAUUGUACAAUUGU